GCGGAGCGCGAGCGGCCGCCGCCGUGUGUGUCGCAGCCGCUUUUCCUGGGCGGUUUGCGGAGCUGCUGCUAUGGCGGCGGCGGCGGCAGCGGCGACGGAGGAGGAGGAGGGGGCGAGCGUGAUUGCAGUUCCCGCUUCAGGUGCCGACGGCAAGGGCGAGUCGCCGGAGGUUGAAGGAGAAGGAGUAGGAGCCGUGGGCGAAGAGGACGCAGGCGCGGGAGGCGCGGAGGCCGCAGCGGACAGCGAGGAGGACGGGGAGGAUGUGUUCGAGGUGGAGAAGAUCCUGGACAUGAAGACCGAGGGGGGUAAAAUCCUUUACAAAGUGCGAUGGAAAGGCUAUACAUCAGAGGAUGACACCUGGGAGCCUGAAGUUCAUCUUGAGGACUGUAAAGAAGUUCUUCUCGAAUUUAGGAAGAAAAUUACAGAUAACAAAGCUAAACCAGUCAAGAAAGAUAUUCAGAGACUGUCCUUAAAUAAUGACAUAUUUGAGGCAAACUCUGAUAGCGAUCAGCAAAGUGAGACAAAAGAAGAUACUUCUCCAAAGAAGAAAAAGAAAAAAUUAAGGCACAGGGAAGAGAAAAGCCCAGAUGAUCUGAAAAAGAAAAAAGCAAAGACUGGGAAACUGAAAGAUAAACCCAAACCAGACCUAGAGAGCUCCUCUGAAAGUUUAGUUUUUGAUUUAAGGACAAAGAAAAGAAUUUUAGAAGCCAAAGAAGAAUUAAAGGAAUCCAAAAAGCCCAAAAAAGAUGAUAUGAAAGAAACUAAGGAGUCAAAGAAAGUUAAAAAGGGUGAAAUAAGAGAUUUAAAGACUAAAAUAAGAGAAGAUUCCAAAGAAAACAGAAAAACAAAAAAAGAGAAAUUUGUUGAAUCUCAGUUGGAAACUGAAUCAAAUGUACUUAACGAUUCCCCUUUUCAAGAAGAUGACAAUGAGGAUUCACAUUCUGACAACAGAGAGGAGAAACUAAAGAUUAAAAGUGCAAAAGAGAAAGCAGGGCAAGAUGUAAUUCAAGAUACUGUUUUUGAUAAGGAGCUGGAUGGCCCCGUAAGUGCUGAUGAGGAUACUGAUGGCAAAGCAAAGAGGAAAAAAAAGAAACCGAGAAAGACUGAGGAACUUAAAGAGAGCAAAAAGCUAGAAAACAAGAACCUUUUCCUAGAGAAGAAAAAUAUACAUAGAAAACAAAAGAAUCAAGACAAAGGCAAAAGUACUACAGAGUUAGAUAAGCUGACCCCUGCUUCUGCCCAAACACAGAAGAGUUCACGGUUGGGUGGGGAAGAAAGGAGCCUCAGGUCCUCUGACUCAGCUGGGGAAGAGAAAGAGACAAAAAAAAAUGAGCCCAAAGAAAAAUACCAGAAGAGGCAUGAUUUGGACAAGGAAGAAAAAGGCCGAAAAGAGCCAAAGGGAUUAAAGACAUUUAAAGAAAUCAGAAAUGCAUUUGAUUUAUUUAAAUUAACUCCAGAAGAAAAAAAUGAUUUCCCUGAGAAUAAUCGGAAAAGAGAAGAAAUACCACUGGAUUGUAAAAUCACAGAAGAUCACAAAACCAAGGAAAACAAGCAGUUACUUAAAGAAAGGAGGAGUACAAGAGAUGAAAUGGACACUUGGGCGUACAUAGCUGCUGAAGGUGAUCAAGAGGCUCUAGACAGUGUGUGCCAAGUGGAUGAGAAUUCUGAUGGCAAACAACAGAUCUUGAGUUUGGGCAUGGACUUACAGCUAGAAUGGAUGACGUUAGAAGACUUCCAGAAGCAUCUUGAUGGGGAAGAUGAGAAUUUUCCUUCAGCGGAUGCAAUUCCAAGUAAUUUAUUGAGGGAUGCUGUGAAAAAUGGGGAUUAUAUUACUGUAAAGGUUGCACUUAAUUCAAAUGAAGAGUAUAACCUGGACCAAGAGGAUUCGAGCGGGAUGACCCUGGUGAUGCUUGCCGCAGCGGGCGGGCAAGAUGACCUCCUGAGGCUCCUCAUCAGAAAAGGAGCCAAAGUGAAUGGGAGGCAGAAGAACGGAACCACUGCCCUCAUCCACGCAGCGGAGAAGAACUUUUUAACUACAGUGGCUAUUCUUUUGGAAGCAGGAGCAUUUGUAAAUGUGCAGCAGAGCAAUGGCGAGACCGCACUAAUGAAGGCCUGUAAAAGAGGAAAUUCAGACAUCGUACGACUUGUGAUUGAAUGUGGAGCUGACUGCAAUAUUUUGUCCAAGCACCAAAAUAGUGCGCUGCAUUUUGCAAAGCAGUGUAACAACGUAUUGGUGUACGACUUGCUGAAGAAUCAUUUAGAGACACUGUCAAGAGUAGCAGAAGAAACAAUAAGGGAUUACUUUGAAGCACGUCUUGCGUUAGUAGAACCCAUUUUUCCAAUAGCAUGUCAUCGUCUCUGUGAGGGGCCUGAUUUUUCAACGGAUUUCAAUUACAAACCCCCACAGAACAUACCAGAAGGCUCUGGCAUCCUGCUGUUCAUUUUCCACGCAAACUUUUUGGGUAAAGAAGUUAUUGCCCGGCUCUGUGGACCAUGCAGUGUACAAGCCGUAGUGUUAAAUGAUAAAUUUCAACUUCCUGUUUUUCUGGACAGUCAUUUUGUUUACUCGUUCAGCCCUGUUGCAGGCCUCAAUAAACUCUUCAUAAGGCUGACGGAAGUACCCUCUGCUAAGGUGAAGUUGCUCAUAGGUGCGUACAGAGUGCAGCUGCAGUGACUCACGGUGUGGGAUCCUGGCGCAGCUAUAACGUGUCCAGGUUUAGUCCCAUCUGUAAACCUUCGAGUCUUCUAAGAUGGGCAGUGAUUCUGGUAUACUAUAAAAUAUACACAUCGAUAUCUGCGCCAGUGUGCUGCAAUACUCAUGUUGCAUCCAAGCUGCAUAUUCCAGUUUUUUCCACAAUGUGGAACGGUACAUAUGAGGAUUAUUUAAGAAAAUUAAAAGACUUUUUUUUAACUUGAAAUUUUCUAUGAGCCCUGGUGAAUUUCUGUGUUAAAAAAAGAAUAAUAUGUAUGUUACAUUCAAGUUACCUAAGCACUAAAUAAAGUGUGAAUUUGUCA
Equus caballus (horse) is the source of this 3015-nucleotide messenger RNA. It is a transcript of the gene MPHOSPH8, whose product is annotated as M-phase phosphoprotein 8. Gene Ontology annotation, cellular component: cilium. Lineage: Eukaryota; Metazoa; Chordata; Mammalia; Perissodactyla; Equidae. The record is from RefSeq and is a predicted model, not a curated record. Gene Ontology annotation, molecular function: protein binding.